This is a messenger RNA of Anopheles merus, 3379 nucleotides long. RefSeq lists its product as uncharacterized. The transcript has 2 exons. Lineage: Eukaryota; Metazoa; Arthropoda; Insecta; Diptera; Culicidae. Gene Ontology annotation, biological process: DNA integration. The record is from RefSeq and is a predicted model, not a curated record. Bases 1 to 3024 code for a protein of 1007 amino acids. Gene Ontology annotation, molecular function: nucleic acid binding.
AUGUGGAAGCAGUUGGGUAAACCAUAUCUGACACCAGUAACGGUAAGAGCCAAAGCAGCAUCCGGUGACGUCCUCAGACUGGAAGGUGAGUUCAUAGCGAACGUGUCCAUUGAAAACCGUACAAAGCGAGCUACCAUAAGAGUGUCCAAAAUGGAGUUGGCGUUGUUGGGAGCGGACAUGGUUAAUCUUUUCGCCCUAGGAACGAUCCCGAUGGAUAAUUUUUGCAACAACAUUAAAGAAGCAGAUCCACGGUCCUGGGAGGACAAAUUUCCGUCGGUAUUCCAUGGCACGGGGAUUUGUACCAAAGCCAGCGUACAUCUGCAGCUACGAAAAGAUACCCGUCCAGUGUUUCGUCCCAAGCGCCCCGUUGCGUAUGCAAUGGAAGAGAUUGUCAACAAGGAGCUCGAUCGGUUGGAAGGCUUGGGCAUUAUAUCACCUGUCGAUUACUCGGAUUGGGCAGCACCAGUCGUUGUGGUCAGGAAGGCUAACGGACAGAUACGACUAUGCGGCGAUUAUUCGACCGGCCUGAAUGCAGCUUUACACCCGCAUGAGUAUCCACUUCCGUUACCACAGGAUAUUUUUUCUAAACUGGCUAGAUGCAAAAUAUUUACACAACUCGAUCUUUCAGAUGCGUUUCUCCAGGUGGAAAUAGAGACAGGAUGUCGGCCAUUGCUCACGAUUAACACUCACCGAGGCCUUUACCACUACAAUAGACUCCCCCCAGGCAUCAAAGUAGCACCGGGAGCAUUCCAGCAGAUCAUGGACAAGAUGCUCGCCGGCAUAAACGGAGUAUCAGCCUAUAUGGAUGACGUGAUUAUCGGUGGUAAAACGCAAGAAGAGCACGACAUCGCCCUGGAGGAAACAAUUAAACGCAUACAAGACUACGGCUUUACAAUACGAUCAGAAAAGUGUGCGUUCAAUAAGCCACAAAUCCGCUAUUUAGGGCAUAUUAUAGACAGCCAAGGCCUCAGACCUGACCCGUUGAAGAUCGAAGCCAUUAAAAAACUGCCUCCACCGAAAGAUAUCUCAGGAGUACGAUCGUUCAUCGGUGCGGUGAACUACUAUGCAAAGUUCAUCCCAAGUAUUAGAGAUCUGCGUUACCCAAUGGACAAAUUGCUGCAAAAUGACCUCCUGCUCACACAUUAUGACCCGAAGCUUGACAUUGUGGUUUCGGCCGAUGCUUCAUCUAUUGGACUUGGGGCAACGCUUAGUCACAAAUUUGCUGAUGGAUCUCUUAAGGUGGUGCAACACGCAUCUAGAGCGCUGAGUAAGGCUGAAGAGGGUUACAGCCAAAUCGAUCGAGAAGGUCUCGCCAUCAUAUUUGCUGUAACGAAAUUCCAUCGGAUGCUAUACGGUCGACAUUUUACGUUGCAAACCGACCACCGGCCAUUAGUGCGAAUUUUUGGAAGCAAAAAGGGGAUUCCAACGUAUACAGCUAAUCGAUUGCAGAGAUUCGCAUUAACACUUCAGCUUUACGACAUGACCAUCGAAUACAUCCCCACUGGUUCUUUUGGCAACGCCGACGUUCUUUCUCGCCUCAUACAAAACCAUGCAAAACCAGAGUCGGAAUACAUCGUAGCAAGCAUCGAAUUAGAGCAGGAUCUCAGGUCAGUUGUCGUAAAUGCCUUACUAACAUUCCCUAUUCGUUUCAGAGACAUUGAGCUCUACACUCAGCAAGAUCCGUCGCUCCAGAAGGUUUACAAGUACGUGCGAGAUGGUUGGCCUCGCGACGUAGCUUACGGAACAGAUCUUGCACGGCUCUACGAUAGAAGGGAAUCGCUGACCAACGUGGAUGGCUGCAUUCUUUUUGGAGAGAGAGUAGUCAUCCCGGAGAAGCUGCGCAAUCGCUGUUUAAAUCAACUACACCGAGGACAUCCGGGAAUGCAGAGGAUGAAAGCGGUUGCACGUAGCUACGUAUAUUGGCCUAAGUUGGAUGACGACAUAGCACGCUAUGUGGCCUCCUGCGAGGCAUGUGCAGCAGCGGCAAAAUCACCGCCAAGGGCAACAUCAAUGGCGUGGCCAAAACCUUCGGCAGUUUGGAACCGAGUUCACAUCGAUUACGCAGGCCCUUGGGAGGGCGUUUAUUUCCUGGUUGUAGUCGACGCGUAUUCCAAAUGGCCGGAGAUCGUCAAAACUACGAGCACCACCACAACAGCCACGAUUGCCAUUCUAAGGAACUUGUUUGCUCGUUUCGGUAUGCCUGCAACCUUAGUCAGCGACAAUGGCACACAGUUCGUUAGCGGUCCGUUCAAGGAGUUUUGUCAGCAUAACGGGAUUGAGCAUAUUACUACGGCUCCCUUUCACCCACAGUCGAACGGACAGGCGGAGCGAUUCGUCGAUACUCUUAAACGUUCUUUGAGGAAGAUCAGAACGGAGGAGAGUAAGCUAGAUGAGGACUUGGAGCUUUUCCUGAUGACGUAUCGUUCUACACCAAAUGCUCAACUCGAACAGCAGAAAAGUCCAGCGGAGGAAAUGUUCGGUCGCCCGAUAAGAACUGCAUUGGAGCUAUUGCGACCUCCUUCAUCGUGUGAAGAAUCAUCCCCAUCAUCAUCAAUUUCAUCAGUUCGCAGAUUUCAUCGCAGCGACACAGUUUGGGCAAAGUAUUUUAGCAACAACUCGUGGAAGUGGAUCCCAGGGGAGAUUGUCCGCAGCUGCGGGCGUGUAAUGUUCGAGAUCGUUGCCGAAGAUGGACGGUUGUUAAGGCGUCACGUAAAUCAGCUGAGGCGACGAGUUGGUAACGGUUCAUCACCAGCAGUUCAGCUACCCCUUGACGUGCUGUUGGCGGAAUGGAAGGCAUCCAGUCAGCCCGAGAGUGGACAUCAUGUACCGGCAACCCAUUCUACUGAUCAGUCUGCAUUUGAGACAUCCCAACACACUGCGGCCUCCACACCACCACAACCGCAGCAGGCCCUGGAGACCGAACAUCCUACAGAAGGUACGAACCAGCAGCAGAUAGGCGUGCCACGUAGGUCUUCUCGCGUUAGAAGACUCCCCCGUCGGCUUGGAGCCUAUCAGCUCAAUUAACAGGGAGAGAUGUUGUGCAAGCGCGGUCUUACGCUGGGCGCAGUACGCAGCCACAGGUACUCGGUGUUGUCUGGUAACCGACAGCAUCCGACGUAGCCGAAGGGUUCGUCGGUACUUCGCGCGGCGGCAAAGCGAGAGAGAUCGGCUCUCUUCCAUUUCGGGUGCCGUCGUAGCAGGACGUGUUUUCUACCGCGUAUCGUCUUUUUAUAUGUGUACAAUUUUUAAUGUGUUAGUUUACUAAAGUUAUUUUGUCGAACAAAAGCAUACAGUACCAAAACACAAAACCGUGUCUUUCUGCUGAGCUGUGAUCGUGACACAACGGGUCCUGUUUUAAUAACUUUUGUUUUCAUUUUUA